Messenger RNA from Eucalyptus grandis, 2299 nucleotides. RefSeq names its product DNA polymerase eta. The record is from RefSeq and is a predicted model, not a curated record. Gene Ontology annotation, molecular function: DNA-directed DNA polymerase activity; damaged DNA binding. Gene Ontology annotation, biological process: error-prone translesion synthesis; response to radiation. Gene Ontology annotation, cellular component: site of double-strand break; replication fork; nucleus. NCBI's taxonomy places the organism in Eukaryota, Viridiplantae, Streptophyta, Magnoliopsida, Myrtales, Myrtaceae. Bases 2 to 2176 code for a protein of 724 amino acids. The transcript is spliced from 16 exons.
AAUGCUUUGGAAGGAAUUGUUGGAGGGAAAACAGAGGAGCGAAAGGAAGAAGGAGGAAGAAGAAGAAGAAGAAGAAGGAGAAGAGAUGCCGGUGGCGAAGCCUGUAUCAUCAGAUGGAAGGGUCAUUGCCCACAUCGACAUGGACUGCUUCUACGUUCAAGUGGAACAGCGCAAGCAUCCGGAGCUCAGGGGCUUACCCACGGCCGUCGUGCAGUACAAUUCUUGGAAAGGCGGGGCCUUGAUCGCCGUUGGUUACGAAGCCCGUGCAUUGGGUAUCAAGCGCUCGAUGCGAGGAGAAGAAGCCAAAGCAGUUUGUCCGCAAAUUCAUCUGGUCCAGGUACCAGUUGCCCGCGGUAAAGCUGACUUGAAUUCUUAUCGGGAAGCGGGAUCGGAGGUGGUUUCCAUUCUUGCUAGGAUGGGUCGAUGCGAACGAGCUUCAAUUGAUGAGGUUUAUCUUGACCUUACCGAUGCAGCCGAAACUAUGCUAUCAGAAACCCCUCCAGAGAGCUUGGAAAUAAUUGAUGACGAAGCACUGAAAUCGCAUAUUUUGGGCCUUAAGCAUGAGGAUGGAAGUGACAUGAAGGAAAAUGUGAAGGGGUGGCUACGUCGGAGUGAUGCUGAUCAUCGAGAAAAGUUAUUGGCUUGUGGGGUCCUCAUUGUUGCGGAUCUCAGAAUGCAAGUUUUACAGGAAACUCAGUUCACAUGUUCAGCGGGAAUUUCUCACAACAAGAUGCUAUCCAAGCUUGCUAGUGCCAUGAACAAGCCUGCACAACAAACUGUCGUGCCCUGCUCAUCAGUUCAAGGAUUGCUCGAGUCAUUGCCAAUCAAGAAAAUGAAACAACUUGGAGGAAAGCUAGGGAGUUCCUUGCAAAGUGACUUGGAGGUGAAUUUUGUUGGCGAUCUAUUGCAAUUUUCAGAGCAAAAGCUACAAGAAUGUUAUGGCAUAAACACUGGCACCUGGCUGUGGAAUAUCGCAAGGGGAAUUAGUGGUGAAGAAGUUGAAGGGCGCCUUCUUACCAAGAGUCAUGGCUCUGGGAAGACAUUUCCUGGUCCUCGAGCUUUGAAGACGCUUCAUUCUGUGCAACACUGGCUUAAUCAACUCUGUGAGGAGCUGAGCGAACGUCUUCAAACUGAUUUGGAUCAGAAUAGACGGAUUGCCCACACACUGACUCUUCAUGCUAGAGCAUACAUGUCCAGUGACUCAGAUUCACAUAAGAAGUUCCCUUCUAAAUCUUGUCCCUUAAGAUACGGGACUACCAAGAUGCAAGAAGACGCAAUGAACCUCUUUCAAGCUGGAUUACGUGAAUAUUUGGGUCCCUUCGAGGUUAAGAUGCAAGGAAAUAAAAAAAUUGGAUGGGGAAUCACAGGACUUUCUGUAUCAGCAGGCAAAAUAUCUGAUAUACCAUCUGGAACAUCUUCAAUCAUGAGAUAUUUCCAAGGUCACGAUCGACUUUGCUCUCCGUCAAAGCUAGCAAAAGAAAAGUUUGAGCUAGAAGAUCCCUGUUCAUUUUCUGAGAAUGAAAGCAAUUCGACUUUGGAUAUAAUCGAACACACGAAACUACCAGAGGAGGAAGCCACUGUCAAUAAUGAAUCCUCAGAUUUGGAGUCAAUGGAACAUAAAACGAGUACAAAUUCACUAGAGGUUCCAUUUUACUCUUCAAUGUCUUCAUUGAAAAAAGCAGAUUUCAGCCAGGAAACUCCAUUGUCAUUUUCAGGAAGAGAAUCCCAUCUAGAACCAAAGCUGACUGAGCUGCAAAGUAAAGUUUCCAGCAAAGAAUCUACGUUUGAGCCUGGAAGACCUGCUUCAGAGCAACAAGUGAAAAGAAAUGCACUGAGAGACAAGGGAACGCCUUCACUCCUGAGAUUUUUCAGGAGGGUUGAUCCUUCUUGCUCAAUCCAGAGUCAAGUCCUUGCCCAAUCUUCUGACGAUACCAAUAUACGUUCCUCUUUAGAAAAAAACAAUUCUAUUCAUGGGGAUAGCUUGAGUGAAGAUGUACAAAGAAGGGAGAUGUGGCGAUACAAUGUUGAUGAGAUUGAUCCCUCUGUUAUUGACGAGCUGCCUUCAGAAAUCCAAGAAGAAGUCCGUGCCUGGCUUCGUCCUCAGAAGCGGCAAGCUAACUCAGCUAGACGGAGUGUUGGCAUUGCCGACUAUUUUUCUCGAAAUAAGAAGUUGUAACCUCUGAAGAAAUGUCUUGUACAUAGUGUAGCAUAUGCUGAUUUUUAUUCAUUACCUCUUCCGUGUACAUUCUAUAAUUACAUUCUCUUCGAGUCUUUCUGUAAAUGCACUAGCAUUCAAUUA